AUGUCGUCCUUGGAUCUGCCCAAACAUGCGCAACAGGGGCACCACCAUGUGGACCAAUCCAACCAUACCGACGUGGUGACAGGGUUUGUCCUCUUGGGCUUCCCGUCCCUCUCGCCCCCCUUCCGCCUCCUCCUGUGCUCUCUGCUGUCCAUUUGCUAUGCCUUCACCUUGGUGGGGAACCUGUGCAUUGUGUGGGCCGUUCUCUGGGACACUCGCCUUGCCCGCCUGCCCAUGUACAUCCUCCUGGGGAACUUCUCCGGGCUCGAAAUGUGCUAUGUAACCACCACAGCACCCAGGAUGCUGUCGGAUCUGGCAUCCCCACUGCCAGGCAUCAUCUCCUUCCAUGGCUGCUUCCUCCAGUUCUACUUUUUCUUCUCUAUGGGAACCACCGAGAGUUUCCUCCUCGCUGCCAUGGCCUUGGACCGGUACCUGGCCAUCUGCCACCCACUGCAUUACCCGAUGCUCAUGUCCCCACGGUUCUGCUGUACUCUGGCAGCUUUCUGCUGGGUCUCUGGUUUCCUGUGGUUCCUGGCACCCAUCGCCUUGAUUUCCCAGCUCCGUUUCUGUGGCUCAAACCUCCUCGAUCAUUUUAUCUGCGAUCCGGGCCCGCUGCUGGCCUCUUCCUGCACCCCAGCCCUUGGCACAGAGAUGGCCUUCUACAGCCUCAGCUCAGUUGCCAUUUUUGGCCCCUUCCUCUUCAUUGUGUGCUCCUACAUCGCAGUCCUGAAGGCAGUCACGCGGCUGCCUUCCGCUGCCGGGAGGCAGAAGGCCUUUUCCACGUGCACCUCCCACAUGGCGGUAGUGGGCCUUUUCUAUGGCUCCAUCAUGGUCACUUACGUUGCCCCCGAAGCUUCGGGGGGCAGCAACAAGGUGGUGACCCUCUUCUAUGCUGUAGUGACCCCCUUGCUCAACCCACUUAUCUACAGCCUGAGGAACAAGGAAAUGAAAGACGCGUUAAGGAGGACGCUGUUACAGGGAAAAUAG
Messenger RNA from Rhineura floridana, 984 nucleotides. RefSeq names its product olfactory receptor 11G2-like. Gene Ontology annotation, cellular component: membrane. NCBI's taxonomy places the organism in Eukaryota, Metazoa, Chordata, Lepidosauria, Squamata, Rhineuridae. Bases 1 to 984 code for a protein of 327 amino acids. Gene Ontology annotation, biological process: G protein-coupled receptor signaling pathway. The transcript is spliced from 2 exons. Gene Ontology annotation, molecular function: G protein-coupled receptor activity; olfactory receptor activity. The record is from RefSeq and is a predicted model, not a curated record.